AGUAUGCAUUUAUUGUUACUGCGGGUGUAAUGUAACAGUAAUUUGCGGACAGAUAGCAAGGCACAGCUGGGGUCGCAACGGUCGUCGUAAUCGCUAUCCGCCGAGUGCCGAUACGCCGGCAGGGCCGUCAGUCCAGUCUAGUCAGUCGCUCAAAGGAAUCCCUUGGUCUCGGAGAGUGUGGUCACGUCCUUUCCCGUCUUGUCCUCAGAGUAAUUAGCUCGACAUUCCUCGAGAAACGAUGGCAACGGCAGGUCGUGUAGUUGUCUACGGAGGAAAAGGAGCGCUUGGAAGCGCGAUUGUCUCUUUUUUUAGGCAGAAACAGUGGUGGGUUGCGUCCGUGGAUCACUUUCCGAACGAAGAAGCUGACGCAAAUGUGGUCGUCCAGUCUUGUGACGCAUGGACAAGCCAGCAUGAGCUGGUGCUUCAAGGAGUCGCCAAAGUGCUGCAGGAUGACAAGAUCGAUGCUCUCAUUUGCGUAGCCGGCGGGUGGGCUGGGGGAAACGCAGCUUCUGCUGAUUAUGUGAAGAACUGCGAUUCUCUUUGGAAAUCCAGUGUUUGGACGUCGGUGAUAGCUUCCAGCCUUGCAUCAAAGCACUUGAAAAAUGGUGGUCUGCUUGCACUGACUGGAGCCAAGGCUGCUCUUGAACCCACACCUGGCAUGAUUGGUUAUGGCAUGGCAAAGGCAGCUGUGCACCACCUUGUGCAGAGCCUUGCCGGUGACAAGAGUGGGCUGCCACAAGGGACAACUGUAGUGGCUAUACUCCCCGUGACCUUGGACACUCCAAUGAACCGAAAGUUCAUGCCCAAGGCCGACUUCUCGUCUUGGACUCCCCUGAGCUUUGUGGCUGAGUUGUUCUUCAAAUGGACUACUGGUCAGGAGAGACCAGUCAGCGGAAGCCUCAUGAAGUUGGUAACUGAAGGGGGUAAAACCAACGUUUCUGCCUAAUCCAGCCAUUUGUUCCUAUGGCCCAAUAAUGGCACCUAAUAUUAAUGAAAUCUCAGCUGAAGCAACAUGUUCUUUGUGCAUAUCAAUAAUGUGAACCAUGUGCAAAAAAUAAAUGUUGAAUGUUUUUUUUCUUCCA
Molecule: messenger RNA, 1082 nt
Organism: Dermacentor andersoni
Lineage: Eukaryota; Metazoa; Arthropoda; Arachnida; Ixodida; Ixodidae
Gene: Dhpr
Product: dihydropteridine reductase
Biological process (GO): L-phenylalanine catabolic process; tetrahydrobiopterin biosynthetic process
Cellular component (GO): cytoplasm
Molecular function (GO): 6,7-dihydropteridine reductase activity; NADH binding; NADPH binding
Source: RefSeq, a predicted model, not a curated record